AUGGUGAAAUUUUGGAGAGUCCUUUUUCCUCGGCGCAGGGUGUGGCGUCGCCGUAUUGUCUUCAUCGCGUUCAUUACGUUCAUUUGCGUGACCGUCGUCCGAUUUCUCUUUCCCGUCCCGCAGAGGCCCAAAUGGGCCGACACCGCUGUGACGCCUAGCGAACGCGCAGACGCCGUCAAAGAAGUAUUUGUAGAGGCAUGGGACGGAUACUACAAGCAUGCAUUUCCAAACGACGAGCUUCAUCCGCUUUUGAACACAUAUGGAAAUUCUAGGAAUGGCUGGGGCGCCAGCGCUGUCGAGGCGUUGGGAACCGCCAUUGUCAUGGAUCUCCCCGAAGUCGUGGAUCCGAUAUUGGACUUCAUCCCCACAAUCAACUUCCACAAGACGCGAAGUACGGUGGAUCUCUUUGAGACCACGAUUCGCUAUCUAGGUGGCAUGCUGUCGGCCUAUGAUCUAUUGACCGGGCCGAUGCACCAUUUAGCACGAAAGUCGGACGGUGUUGAUGCUUUGUUGACACAGUCUCAAGGCUUAGCAGACCUACUCAAGGUCGCAUUCGACACUCGCACCGGGGUUCCACGGAAGAAAGUCUUCUUCAACAACCCGCAGGGAAACAAAGACGAUGCGAACUCCGUGGCCGCGGUGGGCACCCUCAUUCUUGAGUGGUGUCGGCUGGCCAACCUGACUGGACAGCCGGAGUACAGGCAGUUGGUCGAAAAAGCUAUGAAGCCGCUGCUGAACCCAAGGCCGCGGUGGACUGAACCGAUUCCAGGAAUUCUGGGCAAUUGGGUUAAUGUCGACACGGGUCUUAUCACGGAUGCCUGGGGCGGUUGGGGUGCAGGAGGAGACUCAUACUAUGAGUAUCUCAUCAAGAUCUUUGCAUAUGAACAGAGUAGAUACACUGCCCACAAGGACCGCUGGGUCAUGGCAGCAGAUUCUGUCAUCAAAAAGAUGGCCGAGACCCCGGAUGGAACAGACCUCAAAUUCAUCAGCUCAAGCGACGGGCCACUCCUUGCUCACCAGACAGGCCACCUGACUUGCUUCGCUGGAGGCAACUUUAUCCUCGCCUCGAAGGUGCUGAACGAUACACGCUACUUGGACUUUGGCUUGGAGCUCACGAGAAGCUGCCAUGAAACGUACAUACGAACGGCAACUCGGAUAGGUCCAGAGACGAUCAGGUGGUCUCCCGAAGAGCUGAAUGAGAAGCAACUCCAGGAACUCGAAGAAAACGGCUAUGCCACUCUCCACGCAAGCUUCUCGCUACGGCCCGAAACAAUGGAGAGUUACUACUACGCAUGGCGGGCGACAAGGGAUCCUAAAUACCGGGAAUGGGCAUGGGAUGCAUUCGUUGCAAUCGUAACCCACUGCAAAAUGAGGAACAGCCUCGCGCCCAUCAACAAUGUCAACACUGUCCGGUGGAAUUGGAAAGGGGGUAGGCAGGAGAGCUUCUUGUUCUCGGAGCUGCUGAAAUAUACAUAUCUCAUAUUCGCCGAGGUAAGUACUUUCUAUCAGUUCAACUACGUGGGGGAAAACGAAUGGGUGUUCAAUACUGAGGGACAUCUAUUGAAGGUCGAAAAACCAUGGUAG
Aaosphaeria arxii CBS 175.79 is the source of this 1584-nucleotide messenger RNA. Its product is annotated as glycoside hydrolase family 47 protein. The record is from RefSeq and is a predicted model, not a curated record. Gene Ontology annotation, cellular component: endoplasmic reticulum; Golgi membrane. Gene Ontology annotation, molecular function: calcium ion binding; mannosyl-oligosaccharide 1,2-alpha-mannosidase activity. The transcript has 4 exons. NCBI's taxonomy places the organism in Eukaryota, Fungi, Ascomycota, Dothideomycetes, Pleosporales. Gene Ontology annotation, biological process: N-glycan processing; carbohydrate metabolic process. The coding region runs from base 1 to 1584 and encodes 527 amino acids.